GUGCUUGCGUCCUUGUGUUUUCUGAAUUUUUUCGAUCACUUCAGUAAAGAAUAGCCUGGCUAAUUGAGGAAUCUUGGUUCAAAUCUUGCCAAUGUCAUUCAUAAAACAGCUAGGUUUAGCAUCACGACUGCCAGCUACCGUGGCAAGGCCUUUGCUCGCACCACAACAGAGGUUAAUGGCCAGCUAUGCCACUGAAACUCCCGCCACCCCUUUUACACAACCUGUCCAGUCGUUCCUGCGCAAAUUUGAUACCAACGAACCACUGUCCAUCAUAGAGCUUGAGCGUAGUGUAUUUGGAGCACCUAUCCGACGAGAUAUCUUGCAACGUGUUGUUGUUUGGCAAAGAGAUAAUUUGCGUCAAGGAACACAAUCAACUAAAGGACGUGCAGAUGUUCGGGGUACAAGUAAGAAGGGAGCGCAACAGAAAGGUCGCGGUAAAGCUCGUGUUGGUAGUAUGCGAGCACCUCAUUUCCGAGGAGGUGGUAUUGCAUUCGGACCUAAGCCUAGGGACCACUCUACCGAUUUGCCAAACAAGGUUCAAUUGAUGGGACUUCGAGUUGCUUUGAGCGCCAAGUACGCACAAGAUCAAUUAGUUGUGGUUGAUAGUCUUCAAGCUCUCAAAACCCCCAAGACCAAGGAGCUUCAGCGCAUCUUGGAUACUGCCCAUGCUGAUAACUCAUCCAUCUUAAUCAUGGCUAACGAGCCGGAUGCGAAGCUCGAAAUGGCAGCAGGUAAUCUGUCACGAUGUGGAGUUUUGGGUCUUGAUGAGAUUAAUGUUCUCAGCCUGCUCAAGUUCGACAAACUUAUCAUCGAGAAGGAAGCUCUAGAUGAGUUGGAGGCCUUUCUUAAACACUAAAAAAUUUGUAGAAUAAUGAUUUCCAGAAAGAUGUAACAAACAUAAAAUUAAAAUAAAUAAAAUAGAGCAUUCCAGUAAUCAA
Messenger RNA from Umbelopsis ramanniana AG, 938 nucleotides. RefSeq lists its product as uncharacterized. The transcript is spliced from 4 exons. Gene Ontology annotation, molecular function: structural constituent of ribosome. Gene Ontology annotation, cellular component: ribosome. Lineage: Eukaryota; Fungi; Mucoromycota; Umbelopsidomycetes; Umbelopsidales; Umbelopsidaceae. The record is from RefSeq and is a predicted model, not a curated record. Gene Ontology annotation, biological process: translation. The coding region runs from base 92 to 856 and encodes 254 amino acids.